This is a messenger RNA of Hibiscus syriacus, 521 nucleotides long. RefSeq names its product VQ motif-containing protein 1-like. Bases 153 to 470 code for a protein of 105 amino acids. The transcript has a single exon. NCBI's taxonomy places the organism in Eukaryota, Viridiplantae, Streptophyta, Magnoliopsida, Malvales, Malvaceae. The record is from RefSeq and is a predicted model, not a curated record.
CUUUCAUUUCUCCGAGAACUGUCCGAAAGUCACAUCUCGCCCUUUUGGUCCCCUCUUGUUUUGGCCUCUAUAAAACCAUCCCCUCUAACCCACAUUACAACUUGCAACAUACAUCUAAAGCAAAGGAAUAUUAGUUUCUUUCUUCCUUUCUAAUGGCGGCUAGGGGUGAAUAUGUUAAGGUAGUUCUAAUUGAUACUCAGUACGUUGAAACAGACCCCCACAGCUUCAAAUCUGUAGUUCAAAAGCUUACAGGCAAGGAUUGUUGCGUUUCAUGGAUUGGGGAGAGUUCAUUUUCCGCUUUAAAACCCCAAACAAAGGUUGCAGCUGAGAGGUCAUGGAGCACUGCCACGCCGAGCAUCGGUGGUGGUGGUGCUUCCGUGUUAACCAAGGGCUAUUCUUUUAAAGAUUUGGAUACAAUGAUCUUGGAGGCGCCGCCGGUGGACGAGUUGAAAUGGCUGUGGACUGACUAGCUAAUGAUUUGCAUUCUUUUUGUUUUACUACCGCUUGAUAAUUAUUUGAUG